Messenger RNA from Oikopleura dioica, 5709 nucleotides. The record is from the annotation of a GenBank genome assembly. Lineage: Eukaryota; Metazoa; Chordata; Appendicularia; Copelata; Oikopleuridae.
AUGGCACCGAAGCGAAAGAUUUCGGCCCAACUAUCGACAGAUAAACUCGGCAAGUUACUGACACCAAUAGAGUUAUCGACGAUCAAAAACUCUAAUAUCAUCAAAAAGCUCGAACUAGCACUGCCAGAUGCUGAUGAUGAUGGAAAAAAGAUCGAAGUUCAGCGACUUAAAAAUGAGUUAGAUGAGACAAAACACCUGCUCGAAAAAGCGACCGAGUCCUCUGCUGCCCUGAAUCAAUCUACUGCCGAACAAGAUGAUCAAGACAAACGAGCAUCUACUGCCCUUCUCUCCGAGCUCAACGCACUACGAGAUCAAAUUGCGGAAUGUCAUCGAAAUAUGCACAACAAGGAUGGCGAUUUGACUAAAAUCAAAGUCGAGCGAGAUCGAGUAUUGACAGACAAGUCGCGGCUGGAGCAAGUGCUCAAACAAAAAGACGAAGAGCUCACGAAUCUGAUGGAAGAGUACGAGUCAACAGCGACGAAGGCGAAUACAUUGUUGAAAGAGAAAAACCAGGUGAAAGGACAGUUGGACACUCUCGAAAUCGAACGGAGACACGAUGGCUUCACUAUUGAGCGACUGAGAUCAACGACAAAAAAGCUAGAGAUCGAAAAUCAAAGUCUCACUUUGGAGCUCGAUAACGAAAAGGUGAGAUAUCAAACUGCAAAAAAACUUGCUGAUGAGGAUCGAAAAAAUCGAAAGGGUGAAGCUGACAAUGCACAAAAAGAGAUCGAAUCGCUGGAGAACCGUAUUCAAGUUUUGGAAAGCGACCUGGAGUACAAAACCAACCAGGUUCUCCAGCAACGAAACGAGUUUGAAGAGCGAGCGAAGGAGUUCGCCGACUCUGAGCAGCUCUACAAAACGGACAUUCUCACUCAGGGCCGCGUUGUUGAUCUUCUGAAAUCGCAGCUAGAAACGCAUCGAAAGAAGGGCGAAGAAAGUAGCGCAACUGUCGAAGAGCUCCGUGCAGAUAUGCACCAGCUUCUCGAGCAGAACGUGCAGCUGAAGGAGACCGUCCAGCGCUGCGAGGAACUCGAGAAAGAUUUCGAAAUGCGAAAAACCAAGAUGGAGGAAGAGCUCAAACUUGCCAACGACAUGCUCUCCGAGGUUAAACGAACCGGGCCAGCUUUUGACAAGAACGAGCUAGAGGAAUUUAGUCCAAUAGCUGCUGCUGCCAUCAAGCUCCUCCGAUCAGGCAUGACACUCACCGAGAUGUACUCAGAGUACAUCACUAAGUCCCAGCUUGCGGAAAAACUCGAGGCGGAAAACGAGGCAUAUCAGCAGAUGCAGCGUCAAAUCAUGGGCGAGAUCAAAGACAAAGAGCCCCAGCUCCAGCGAAUGCGCGACGAGUAUGAAAAGUCGCAAGGGUUUAUCCAGAGUCUAACGGAUCAGUUGGCAGACUCGAAUCAAGAAUUGGGCGCGCUUAGACUCGAGUGUCAUCAAGUGAGAACAUCGCGCCAAAAGCUCGCUGAAGAGAAUGACAUCUUCGUCGCUCAAAUCAAGGAGCUCAACAUGCGCAAUGCCGAUUUGAUUCACAAAAUCGAAGACGGAAGUAACUUAGAUAACAUCAUCACUGACACCCAGAAGCAGCUCUCCGACAAGACUAAUGAGCUCAUCGCCCUUCAGUUCAAGUACAAGGCCUUUACUGACUUGAACACGGAAGAGCUGGAAACAAAGCUCAACGAGAUGGGUCAUCUUCUCGAGCUUGAGAAGAUCGAACGUAGCAACAUCGAAACUGAGCUGAACGCAAUCAAAAAGCAACGGGAAAGUUGGCACGAGUACUUCGAACGGCGACGAAUCGAAGACGAAGAGAAUGAGAUGGACGAUGGUGUUCGUUCCAUCGAAGAAACCUCCGCAUUGGUGCCUUCUCCAAGAAAAUCCUUCUCGAAUGCGAAGGAUAAGGAACUUGUGGCUUCUUUGCAGCGCGAACUGGACCAGUGCAAGUUCAAAAUCGAAGAGCUUCAAAAGAAAAACACUUGUCAAUAUUCGGAGAUUGUUAAUCACGAAAAGGAGCGCAACGAUUUAGCCUGCAGGAUCAGCAAGUACGAGGUCACUAUCAAGAACCAAGACUUUGUUCUUGUAACGAAAGAGGACGAGCUGAAACGAUGCAAGGAGCAGGUAGAGACGCUUAACUCAUCCCACGAGCAGUUGGUAAAAACGCUCGAGAAGGAGAGCGAGAACUCGUCCAACAUCACCGCUUCUCUCAUGGAAGCAAUUGAAGAAAAGUCGCAGUUCAAAAUUGCCCUGGCCGCUUCUAAGAGCAAGAACUCCAACUUGGAGUGGGAAAUCAACAACUUGAAAGAACAACUCAAGAAUAUUGAGAAGAACGAACUCCAGCAGAGCGCCGUGCUCGACACUAUGACGAAACUGCAGCAGCAUUUCGCCGAGCAAAAGACCGCCACCACUAUCAAGCUCGAGAGUGAUCUCAACGCCGAAAUCGCCAAGACGCAAGCUUAUGAGAGCAAAAUCGAGAGCAUCCACAAGGAGCAUGCCGACGCCAUUCAAAAACUCAAGCAGCAGGAAGAAACCGUCUCUAAAAAGCUUGAAGAAGAGCGCAACAAGAACUCGACUCUCGCUCAAGAGCUCCAACGAAUCAAGCAACGGCAGAUGCUUCAAUUUUCGAAGAGUCCGACGAGAGCAGGAGGACCCGGUUCCCAAAUGAAGCCAGCUUCGGACUUCAGCGACGAACUCAAGCGAUACGAAGUCGAUAUAAAAUCUUUGAAAGAAGAUCUUGAGCGAAAAGAUGUUCAAAUUGCUGAUUUCAAAAAGAUCGCGUCGGAUGCUGAGAAGCGAAUGAAUGAGAGCAUCGAAGAGUUCACGAAAAUUAAGCUUUGCAAAGACAAAGAAAUCGAGGAGGCGCAGCAAACAGUCGUCGAAAGAGAUCAAACUAUUUCUGAUCAAAGUAGCGAAAUCGAGCGACUCAAAAAGGAGUCUGGCACGGAAGACAUUCAAAAUCUUCGUACUGAGAUCGACUCUCUCAACUCAACGAUCUUGAGCUUGAAAGAAAACUUGAACGCGAAGGCCGAUGAGCUCUCCCACUUGAACGACAACUACAUGAACCAAGUAGUUGCCAGUGGACAAGCACUUUCGGAGGUUCAGAAGUACAAGGCGGAGCAGAAUGAGCUAAAGUUGAAAAAUCGCCAACUCAUCGAAGAAAACCUCGUCCAAAAGGCCCGAAAUGACGCAGCAUUUAGCGAGUGGAAGGAAGAGAAAGAAAUGCUUCAGAAACGCGUUGAGGAGGGCGCUACUCGAAUUGAGGAACAGAGCCGAAAGAAUAAUAUUCUUCAUGAGCAGCUCGAAGCUUUAAACAAAGAAGUCACUGACUCAAGACGACGAGGUUCAAUUGCCAAUCUCGAUUCUAGCCAGAUCAGCAUCACUGAAGACAGUUCUGGACUUCUUGAACUCUCACAGAUCAUGCGUCGAGAUGUUUCUAUCGCCGAGGGCGAGCGAGACAUGGCCAAAACCGAGGUCAUUCGACUCCAGACUCGUACUCGCAUGCAGGAAGAUCAGAUCGCCGAGCUAAAACGUCAUCUGUCCGACCUUGAGGCUUUGGCCAAAAAGCCAUCGAUGACGGAAGAGCAGCACCGAAAACUCGUCGACUCUGUUAACCAACUUAACAUUGUUAAAGAGUCCAACUGCGUCCUUCGCGAUGAAAAGAACCGCGCACUCGAGGAGAUCAAGUCCAACGAGCAGAAAAUCGCCGAGCUCGAGAACCAACUGCGCCCACUCAUCCGACUUGAAGCCGAGGCAAAGCAGACAAUGGACAAGAAAGAUGAGGAGCUCACUGAGGCAAAGAAAGCGCACGCCGAGGAAGUCCAAAAACUCAAAACAGCGCAUCAGGAAGAGAUCAAAAAGGCAAACCACGGCAAGAUAUCGAUCGAAAAGGUCAAGCAGAUUCGACUGGAGUCUGAUACAUGGAAAAAGACUGUCGAUGCGAAGAAUGCCGAGCUCCGGGGCAAGGAAAACGAGCUUCUCGAAUUCAAGGGUCAAACCGCAGCGCUUAAGACUCAGAUCGCGAAGCUUGAAGAAGACAAAAAAACUCUUGAGGCGAGCUCGGCUGAUAACGCGUCGAGCAAAACAGAGCUGGAGACUCUCCAGGCUAAGUUCAAGGAAUCAGAGGACAAGGUCAAGCGUCUUCGAACGAUCGCUGUCAAGCAUCGGGAUGAGAACAAAAAACUCAAAGAAGACGCGGCUAAAGCGAGCAACAAGCCUGAAAGCACCGCGAAAGAUACGCAAACCGAAGGCGACGAAAACAUCCUCGGCGGCAUGCAGAGCGACACGAAGGCGGAAAUGGACAUAAUGAAAAAAAUGUUUCAGGGAAAAAUCAAAAACCUGAACGAGCGGCUCGAGAAAGAAGUGAAUGCGCGAAGAGACGAUAUCGAAGCCCAAAAGAAGCGACAGGCAGAGAUGGAUGCAGAGUUAAACAAGGCGAAAGAGGACAAAAACCGCCUCAUGCAAAACGCGAAGCGCAAGAUUCUUGCGCUGAAGAAGGAGCUGGACGAAGAGAAAGCCAAGGAGCGAGAGAUCACUCCAGAAGCUAAAGAGCAACCGGCCAUUCAGCCUAAGGUUGCCACAGAGCCGAAAUCCGUCGCUGAAGUGACUCCGCAGCAGCGCGAGCCCAAGAAGCCCCAAGGCCGCGUCAUCGGACAUGUCGUUCCGACUCGCGUUGAAGACGUCCAGGAAAGCACCACUGCCCAGGCGAUCAUUUCACCCAUGCCUUCUUCCAACUCUACUGUCGUCAAUGCCGAAGCGGACAGCGCCUCGAAUCUCGUUCCUCAGGCUUCGUCGAUUUCUUCAUCCGUCACCAUGGUUCCAGAUUCCAGCCAACCGGACGAGCCAAUAAUGCCUGUCGUGACACAGCCAGUUGUGUCCCAAGCUGUAUCAAGCUCGACAACUGUGAUUGCUCCAGCGCAGACGAUCCAAGUCGAGUCUGGUCCCACUCAAUCGGACAUGAUCAGCUCCCCACCACGCGCUCAAAAACGCGGUCGAUCAGACACCAAUGACUCUGAAGACGGCGAAUCAAAGCGAUUCCGUAUCAAUCAAGAGUCUCAGGAGUCCCAAGAUGCUUCUUCUUCCCAAGAGCCGUCGACAUCAAUUCCUAUUGAUGAUCUUGAAGAGGCCGAGCCGGCAGCAGAGCCCAUCACCAUCGACGAGGAAAACGAUCUCAACGAAAACCUGGACGAAGAAGGUCAGGACGAAAGCGCAGUUCCCGCAGCCGAAGAAGCGCCGGAAGUUAUUGACAUGACUGAAGAUAACAACGACGACAUCGAUAAUGAGCCUGUCGAGAUCCUUGACGACGAGCAGGAUGAACAAGCAGCGGCGAACGAGUCGAUUGAAAUCGACGAUGCUCCAACUGUCUCGACAACUGUUGAGGUGGAUCCGCCAGUUCGCUCGGUGCCUCCACCAUUGGAGGGAAUCACUGGUCUCUCUCGGCCAAGAUCCAUUCCUGCUCGAAUCCCAACUACUCCUGGCAUCAUCCACGUCACAAAUGACGAUGAUGAUGACGGAUGCGUGCCACAUACGCCCACCCUUGUUGGUACGAGAUCUCAGCACGAAGGAAACCAGGCCCUUGUUUCCCCUGCUCCUCAAGCCGUCCAGUCCAGCGGACAACGAUUCCAUUUCUUUGGGGAGAACACGGAUAAUGAUCACUCCGUUCCUGGUCUGUCCGAAGCCGUGUCGUCCACGACGGAGAACAACUUGCAAGAAAAUUAA